UAAGUUAGCUCUCGACAUCCACUGCACAUUCACUGUAUUCGCAAUCUUUCUGCACCACUUUCACAUCACCAACACCUCCCAUUCUUGCCACGAACAAAUCACUUCUCGCUACUCCAUCAACCGGUGCUUUCAACGCAGGUUGAUAUUUAUCAACAUCUCUGCUCCCUGCCUACCGAGGCCAACUUCAUUUUGUCAACGUUUCGUGCGCUCUCAAAUCAACAACCAGCCAACGUCUAACGCCCAUUUCGAUGAGCGCUCUCGAGGCCUGAAUAUUGCAAACAUGGUCGGGCGCCCCCGCCGGGCGUCUACUUCUAGUGUCGAUACGGAAGAUGAGAGUCAAAGAUCAUGGAAGCAGGAGAAAUCGGUGCUGCGGUUUGACCCCGGUGGUGUAGACCCAGAUACGACCUUCGAGAUCAAAGAUGCCGUCGUUCUCAACAAAGAUGGUCACACUCUUGAAAACGCCCUCGAUGUCGCUACCCGCGGUCCCUAUAUCAUCCGCGGAUUGCUCCAUAUUGAGGAGCAGUCGCAGAGAGCACGCCUUAUAAUGAAAGUCCGUUCUUUGACACCUUUCGAGGUCAGAAAAUGCGGCCAAUUCUCUAUCGGAGAAUCUGACAGCGGUUCUCCAGUCAUAUGGAUGCUGGGCACUUGUGGAUGGUUCGAAUUAAACCCUGCGCCAGCAUACCUCCCCAUAUACAGAAAGAUGCAGGAGGCUAUACGGCUCUACUAUAGAUUGAUGGCAAUUUACAGGGAUAAGAAACCCAAGAAGGCGAAGAAAAGCAAAAAAGAUGCGUUGAAGGAACUCUACCAGGUAUUCCAUGAGUAUGCUGCCAGUAUCGGAGAUGGUUCAACGCUCGAGGAAGUGAUUGCAAGAUGUGAUGAUCAUGCUUCAUUUCUGAUUGCUCAAUGCAUCCAGGACCAGAGCGAGGUCGAGUGGUUCGUGACCCCUUUCUACAAAUGGUUGAUAAAUAGACAUCAAGAUCUCUACAACAAAGAACUUGAGAGAAUGAACAACCCUCCGCAGCCCCAGAGAUCCCCAUCUGUUGAGGCCAGCAACCCCCCUGUCUCACAGAUAUUGCCCUCCCGAACUCGCAAUGGUUCUUCGGCUCCGUCGACAGCUCGCGACGCAACCCCAGGUAUCAUUGAGCCUGAGGACAGUCCUCCCCGACGACGAUACUCAAGAUCGCGGUCCGCUACUCACAGGCCCGAAAAUAGUGUCGUUGACUUGUUCAGCUCUACACAAAUUUCGAGAGAUGGAUCAACAAGGCCAGUCAGCGUUCAUUCCUCAGCUAGUAUACCAAGUGUCCGUAUGAGCCAGGCACCUAUUUCGGUGGACGCCAAGGACGAUGCUUUCCGGAGCGUUCUUGAUGCCCUUGAGUGGAUUCGCGUAGAGAUCAGCAACUCCAAGGGCGGUCGUCUAAACAUCUCAGCUGUGGCUAACAAAUUCUGGUCAAAUUUCAGGUUCCCCACCUACAAAGGCGAUAUAAAGCCAUCGUAUAGGGUGCCUAUCCAGGAAGUUCUCCAUUACAAUGUGCACGCUCUCUUACAGGUUCUUGACAAGGAUAAGUAUGAUGGCGAAUUCUAUUCCUGGCUACAAGAGCUCGCCGAAAUGCCAUUCAACCCUGUCGCCAUUAAACCAUCAGAAUUUCCGUUCUACGUUAUACGACGUAAACCAUCUAGCAAUAACAACCCAAGCAAACCAGCACCCCCUUCGCAAGCUGGAGCCGCCUCAAGGAACCUUGAUGAAGGGUUUUCAACUCCUCCCCGCUCUUCACCUGCAGGUAAGAGCCUCAUGCGGCCAGGUCGUCCAUCUGGUAUCAAGUCCAGUCUUCGUCUGGCAACCACUUCUAAAAAGCGGCCUCACUCUGAAGUUGAUAGUGAUUCUGAGGAUGAGGGGUCAGAGCUGAAGCGAUCUCACUACUUUUCUGGCGAGGAAGAGACUAUGGGUAAUACCAGUCACAUGAGUCUGUCCGAGGAUGAAGAUGCUCAAGAAACAUCUGAAGGACCAGUCAAGAUUUUUCUAAGGGCAGACAACAUCCCUACAACCGUUCCACGUGGCCCUGGCGAGACAUGGGUCUGUGAAGAAGAGGAUUGUGGAUAUGUGGUUCGUGGCGGUGAUAUUCAAAACUGCCGAGACCGUAUCAGACGCCAUUUUAACGAGCACGAACAGCAAAUGGAUCGUGUGAACCUCGCCAGGACCGAAGCCACUCGCGGUCAUUUGCCUGUAAAGUAUGCUUAUUUCCCGCCUUUUCUGAUUCUCGUUGAGUUACACCCCCCUUGCAUUACCCAGCAAUGGCAAAGCCCCCCCGUAGACCAAGUUGCUACGGCAGCCUCAACUCCAACACUUGCGAACAGCCCUGUUGCACCCUCUCUUCAGCCACGAACACCAGAGUCGUCUCCAACCAAGACUCCUGCUCUUGCGACGAGGCGCGGUUUUAGGUCCAUUGUAGAUGGAUUCCGAAGGCGCGCCCAUCCCGUGUCGGAUAACAUCGAUAAACUGACAUUUUGAUAAUAGUCACCUAAUGGACAAGCUCAAAAAGCUGGGUGAGAAGUCCCAGUCCGCCGAACAGCUUAUGGUCAACGAAAUCGUGUUACCCCAGCGCAUCAAACGAAACCUGCUUGUUUAAUGAUAUCAGACGACACUUCACGGCUCUCGGGCUAGAUUAUACUUUUCGCAUCAGCCCUGUAUUUUGUUUCAAAGGAGAUACCCCCAGCAAUGGCUCAGCGUCGCCUAGGACGAGACCAGUAUUCAAUGGUCAUGUAAGCAUUGCAAUAUCUUGGGAAUGGUGCAAGCCACAAAGCUCAACCACCUCUUGCGGAUACUUCUGCAUGAGUGAGCUUAGAAUGCACGAUAUUGUAAACCAACUCAAGUCAUGAAUUAUGUAUCAAUGCUACCAAUCCACUUAUACAUGUGUAUGAGAUACCAGGUCACCC
This is a messenger RNA of Fusarium odoratissimum NRRL 54006, 2931 nucleotides long. RefSeq lists its product as uncharacterized. The transcript is spliced from 4 exons. Lineage: Eukaryota; Fungi; Ascomycota; Sordariomycetes; Hypocreales; Nectriaceae. Bases 281 to 2506 code for a protein of 741 amino acids. The record is from RefSeq and is a predicted model, not a curated record.